AUGAGUGGUGGAGUUUAUGGCGGAGAUGAGGUCAGUGGAAUCGUUUUUGAUGCUGGCUCUCAUUCAUUUCGUAUUGGCUUUGCUGGAGAAGAAUUGCCAAACUUCGAUAUACCAUCGGUGGCUGGAAUCCAUGAAUACGAAACUAACGACGAGAAUUCGAUCAUGCGAAGAGAGAAAAAGGUUCACAUAGGAACUACGAAAAUGACUGUCCCUCGAUCGAAUUGUGAAAUGAAGAAUUUUAUGCACGAUGGAAUGAUCGACGAUUGGGAUCUUUUUGAACAAAUGCUCGACUUUGCCUACAAAGAUUGUCUUCGAACUGAAAGCCAAUAUCAUCCUGUACUAUUCUCAGAAAGCGCCUGGAACGAGAAAGCAAAGCGGGAAAAACUUACCGAGUUGAUGUUUGAAAAGUACAAUGUUCCCGCAUUCUUUGUCGUGAAAAAUGCAGUUUUGACAGCAUUUUCAAAUGGGCGUACUGCAGGAUUGGUCGUGGAUAGUGGAGCAACUCAAACAUCAGCUGUACCAGUCUUUGAUGGAUAUUGUGUAACUCAUGCCGUUGUUCGUAGUCCGAUUGGUGGGGAUCUCAUUUGUGAGCAGAUCGAGAAAAUGCUGGCUGAACAAAAAAUUGAUCUUGUGCCAACAUACAAGAUAAAGUCGAAGGAGGAGGUUAAUGAAAAUGAACCACCACGCUGGACAGAAAAGAAUGGUCUUCCCGAAGUCACGGAGAGUUACGAUAAAUACAUGCGAAAACAGAUUGUCGAAGAUCUUGCUCAGUCGAUACUUCAACUUUGUGAUUCACCUAUUGAUGUUGAAUCGGCGGAAAAGCUUCCAUCUUCCCCAUAUGGUUUUCCGAAUGGCUUCCACAAAGAAUUUUUGGCCGAACGCAUCAAGGUACCUGAAGGCCUUUUUGAUCUGAAAUACCUUCGUGAUGUGGACAAUUCCACGUUGAUGAACGUGAGCCAAAUUGCUUCGACGGCCUGUGGGAUGUGUGAUAUUGACAUCAGACCGAAUCUUUAUUCCAAUCUGCUCGUCACUGGCGGGAAUUCACUUAUUCUUGGAUUCACCGAACGCUUAAACCACGAUUUGGCACACAAAUGCCCACCGACUGUGAGACUGCGUUUAAGCGCUCCACCACCAGCAGAACGCCGCUUUGGACCAUGGAUCGGAGGAUCAAUUCUUGCCAGCGUGGGAACUUUCCAACAAAUGUGGAUAAGCAAGACAGAAUACGAGGAUGGUGGACGAGGAAUUGUUGAGAAGAAAUGCCCA
Mesorhabditis belari is the source of this 1263-nucleotide messenger RNA. Lineage: Eukaryota; Metazoa; Nematoda; Chromadorea; Rhabditida; Rhabditidae. The record is from the annotation of a GenBank genome assembly.